AUGGAGCAGUGGACGCCCUCGGGCGUGAUCAAUGUGUGCGAACUCUGGGUGUUUACUGUGGCUGUCGUACUCCUAGGCACUCGGCUUCAUGCGCUACGUCGGUUGUAUCUGGGGAGCACGAUCAUCCGACCAGAGGUGGUCAACGAGUACGCUUUCUGGAGGCAGUACAAGUAUGCGCGCUGGUUUUUCUUGGCCGUGGGAGGCGCAGGUCUGCUCAGUAAUAAGCUAUGGAACAAGGACCUCCAAGUCCUGUAUAUUCCCUUUGCCUUGCAAGCGGCAUGGCUGUACCACGAGCACAGCCACCCCAAAUUCGCCCUAGAGGUGCGCUGGACAUGCAUUUGCACACUCUUUACAGUGACCGCGUGCUUCUUUGUUGGCGAGCUGUUUCGCUUUGCGUUUGGCGAGCACUUUACGCCUGUGCUGUGGGUAAAUGUGGUGCUGCUAGGCCUCUUGUCCGGGACCAUUGGCUUGCUUCCCGGCAUUCCGCGGCAUGUGGCCGUGCAGGGCACUGCCGUCAAAGUGGCCCUUCGCGAAGAUGAGCCGCAGGAAGGUUCGGACGCCGACGAGGCUCAGAGCCAGUCGCUCGAGAUGGCACCGACCGCACCGAUGAGCAACUCAGUAUUGGGCGCACUCUUCUUCCUUCACGUCGGGACUCUUGUGCGCACAGUCAGGCGCAGCGGACGCUUAGCAUCGAGGGAUGUACCACUGCUGGGCCCAAACAUGCAAGCAGAGACACUCAGCCGCCAUAUUCACAGCCUCCUGCACAAGCCCAAGUGGAUGCGGAGGCGCGUGGUGCGUCCGAACGCCUUCGAAUCGACGCCGCUGCUCACUGCGCCUGGGGCAUCCAAUGCUCGGCACCGGGGCCUGCGCCUUGUGUGGGUGUUGAUGCGUGCGAAUGCGCUGCAUUUCGGCUUCUUAAUAUCACUCACGCUCUUGGCGAUCGGGACGUACUAUGCGCCGGCUUUCUUUGCGAACCGCAUUUUCAAGGCGCUGGACGAAAGUGUAGGCGUGGAUGAUACGCAGGUGGACACGCUCUACCGGUGUCUGCCGUGGGUUCUGGGCCUGUUCUGCACCGUGAUCGUCAGCAGCACUAUCCAAGGUGCGCUGUGGAGCCGCAUGGAGGGCACACUGACCGUGUCAUUAUCGUCCCAACUCUCGAUGCUGCUAUUCAACAAAACACUGCGUCGUCGCUUGGGAGCGCGUGCUGAGGCCGACGGAAAAGGAGACAGCCAAGUGCUCACACUGCACCUGGUCGACCUCGGGCGCAUCACGGCCGUGUGCUUCCACCUUUUCGCCGCGCUUACGACACCCUGCGAGUUGCUGCUGGGUGGCUACUUUGCGUACCGUGUGCUAGGAAUCAGUGCGCUCGUUGGCCUCGGCACCACGGUCGUUCUCAUGCCGCUGAUCGGCUCGCUGAGUAGGGCGUACAGUCGCGCCAACGAGCGCCUGAUGAGUGUGCGUGACCGGCGCAUGGGCUUGCUCAAUGAGUGUUUCUUCGGCAUCCGCAUGAUCAAGGCCCAGGCGUGGGAGCCAAUGUUUGAUGGCAAGAUUAACCAUACACGCACGGAUGAGAUCCGCGAGCUGCGCUGGUCGUUUGUGUUUGAGUCGCUGCUCUCGGUGGUGCUCGAGCUGAACCCGCUGCUUGUCACCCUCGUCGCGUUUACCUUUUACACGCAGGUGCUGCACGAGACGCUGACGCCCCAAGUGGCGUUUACGUCGUUGGCCGUCUUUAAUGAGCUGCGCUGGACAAUCAUCAUGCUGCCACGCGCCGUCACCAGCUUUGCGCAGACACUUGUCUCGGCUGGGCGAAUGGCCGAGUACCUCGACAGUCCCGAAGUGUCGCCGCCUGCGCGCACGCUGCGCGCAUCGCCCGCAUCGCCGGCGACAGUGCGCCUCGACAAGGCAACUGUGGCAUGGCCACUCACAGGCCAAGGAUCGUCGUUUGUGCUGCGCAAUAUCAGCGUCGAGUUUCCCGUGGGCCGCACGCUCCUCUGUGGCCGAGUGGGGUGCGGCAAGACGUUGCUACUUCACGCACUACUACACGAGGCCGAGGUCCUGCAUGGUACCGUGCAAUGUCCGCGCUCGCCAAGUAUCAGUGUGCCGGCCGAGGCCGAGAGCCUGACAGAAGCGCAGCGCGCGCUUGGCACGGACGCGUGGCUGCACCCUGAUAUGGUCGCCUACGCGCCGCAGCAGCCAUUCCUAAUGAAUACGACUAUCCGCGACAAUAUCCUCUUUGGACUGCCGCUCGGCAACGCGACGCGCUACCAGGCCGUCCUCAAAGCAUGCGCUCUUACAAACGAUCUCGAGCAGUGGGAGCAUGGCGACCUUACUAUUGUUGGCGAGAACGGCACGGAGCUGUCCGGCGGCCAAAAGGCGCGCAUUGGCCUCGCGCGCGCUGUCUACUCACGAGCGACAGUUGUCUUGCUCGAUGAUGUGCUCUCCGCGGUGGAUACGGGCACGGCGCGGUACCUUACGACGCACUUGCUGGCUGGCCCGCUGCUGGACCAGCGUAUCGUCCUUCUCGUCUCACACAAUGUCGCGCAGGUGGGCCAAGUCGUGGAUCAAGUCGUGUAUAUGGAGCCAGGACGCGUGGCCUUCCACGGCACGCCUUCGGCGUUCUUCGAGUCGCCGCACUACUCGGGUUGGCAGACGGCAGAGAAGGAGGAGCGGAACGAGCCUGCCUCGGAGCCACACGAACCGCCGCUCUCGACGACCGAGGCGAAGCGCGUGCUCGAGCACCGCGAGACGGGCAGCAUUGCAUGGAAGGUAUGGAGUGCGUACGUGGCAGCCAGCAGUGGGUGGUCCCUGUGCCUGCUGACGAUGCUGCUUUUCGCGCUGGCGAACCUGUGGGACCUGGUCACGAAUGCAUGGGUGCGCGACUGGAGUGCGAGUGGUGGGCGUGGCCACUCGAGCGCCUGGUGGCUCGAGCGGUAUGCGGGCCUGGUACUGGUCGGCGUGGUGUUUGGCGUCCUUCGCUGGGUCGGCAUUUACACCAUGUCGCUGCGCGCGUCGCGUACGCUGUUUGGCCGGAUGCUGUGGCGCACAAUGCACGCGCCGAUGCGCUUCUUUGAUCGGACGACGCGUGGGCGCCUACUCAACCGCUUUGGGCAGGAUAUGGAAGUGAUUGACGCGACGUUUGCGCGCGCGAUUGCAGACGUGGUGAUCCGUGUCACGCAGCUGCUGGCCACGUCGAUUGCGCUGUACAUGGUCGGCGGCAUCCUAUUCGUGCUUGUGCUCCUCGCGCUCCUGCCGCUCUACGGCUGGGUCGCUUGUCGGUACAUGGGCGUGGCGCGCGACCUGCAGCGUCUCACUUCGACCUCACGCUCUCUUGUGGUCCAUGCGUUCAGUCAUACGGUGCAAGGCGUGCAAGUGAUCCGUGCAUUCGGUGCGCAAGAGCGCUUCACUGACGAUAUGCUCGGCCUGCUCGAUAACUACAACCGGUUCGUGUGGUGGACUGCCCAGGGCAGCCGCUGGUUGAGCCAAAUGUUCAACCUGAUAAGCUCGAUGCUCGUGCUCAUUUCGUGUGUGCUCGUACUGCUUGCGCCACACACCGAGCCGGCGUCCGUGGACUUUUCGCUGACGUUCCUCAUCGACUUGAACUUUGUGCUGUUGAUCCUCAUGCGCAUGUACACAGCGCUGCAGACGAGCGCCGUCUCCGUGGAGCGCGUGUUUGAGUUCGCAGCAUCGAUCGAGCAGGAGCCUGAGGCGCCGCAGGCUCUUGUGCCCUCUGCGGCGUGGCCUGAGCACGGUCAUAUCCAGGUCGAGAAUCUGCGCCUGCGGUACGCGCCAGACCGCCCCGAUGUACUCAAAGGUGUGUCGUUCGAGGUGCCGCGUGCCUCCAAGCUCGCGAUCGUCGGUCCCACCGGCAGCGGCAAGUCGACGCUGAUGAGCGCGUUCCUGCGCUUUUUGGAGCCGGCCGCCGGGCGCAUCGUCAUGGACGGAUGCGACAUUGGCGAGCUCGCUCUGCAUGACCUGCGUUCGCGCCUGCAGAUUGUGCCCCAAGACCCAGUCAUAUUGUCCGGCCCACUACGCAGUGUGCUGGACGUGGCCGGUGAAUUUGACGAUGCACAGCUCCUCGAAAGCCUGCGUGCCGUGCACCUCAUCACUGACGACUCAAUGGCGAUGGAGGACCUCUCCAUGCCGAUCGCCGAGAAUGGGGCGAACCUGAGCCAGGGGCAGCGGCAGUUGCUGUGCCUUGCGCGGGCCCUCUUGCGCAAGUCACGCGUUGUGCUCUUCGACGAGGCGUCGAGCUCCAUCGACUACACGACGGACCUCCAGAUCACCGAGGUCAUCCAGGAGGCUUUCCGUGACAGCACAGUCAUUACCAUUGCACACCGCCUGCGCUCGGUCAUUGCGUACGAUCGUGUAUUGUACCUGGAAGACGGACAGGUGGCCGAGUGGGGCGAGCCCGCCGAGCUUUUGCGCAACCCCAAGUCCAAGUUCUAUACACUAUGUCAACACGCGGGCGCACCAGAGUUCCAGGCUCUCGUGCAAGCCGCGGAGGAUGCCGCGCUGCGUCGUCGCUCAUAG
Messenger RNA from Malassezia sympodialis ATCC 42132, 4530 nucleotides. RefSeq lists its product as uncharacterized. NCBI's taxonomy places the organism in Eukaryota, Fungi, Basidiomycota, Malasseziomycetes, Malasseziales, Malasseziaceae. Gene Ontology annotation, biological process: transmembrane transport. The transcript has 2 exons. Gene Ontology annotation, molecular function: ATP binding; ATP hydrolysis activity; ABC-type transporter activity. Gene Ontology annotation, cellular component: fungal-type vacuole membrane. Bases 1 to 4530 code for a protein of 1509 amino acids. The record is from RefSeq and is a predicted model, not a curated record.